CCAAACGGUCUGAGCGCGUGGCGGUUCCUGAGAACGCAGUAGGCGAGGCGGCAGAGCGGGCGAAUUGGCUGAGUGACCCGAAGAGUGGCGGGAGCAGCGAGGAGAGGCCCUCACCUUUGGCCCUUCUCAUAAGGAUGGAAACACUACUGUUUGGUGUCUGGGCCCUGCUGGCUUUCAUCCCUUGCCCAGGAGCCACAGAAGAGCUAUUUGAGGUUUCUGUUUGGCCAGAUCAGGCCCUGGUAAAGUUUGGAGAGUCCUUAAUGGUCAACUGUAGUACUACCUGUCCAGACCCAGGACCCAGUGGAAUUGAGACUUUCUUAAAGAAAACCCAGGUGGGCAAAGGGCCUCAGUGGAAGGAGUUUCUCCUGGAGGAUGUCACAGAGGAUUCUAUUCUGCAGUGUUUCUUCUCCUGCGCAGGGAUCCAGAAGGACACAAGCCUUGACAUCACCAUGUAUCAGCCACCAGAGCAGGUGAUCCUGGAGCUGCAGCCUGCAUGGGUGGCCGUGGAUGAAGUCUUUACAGUGAAGUGCCAUGUGCCUAGUGUAGCACCACUGGAGAACCUCGCCCUCACCCUUCUCCAGGGUAACCAAGAACUACAUAGAAAGAACUUUACGAACUUGGCUAUCGCCUCCCAAAGAGCUGAGGUCACCGUCAGUGUCAAAGCUCAAAGGGAGAAUGACAGGUGCAAUUUCUCCUGCCGUGCAGAACUGGACUUGAGUUCGCAUGGUGGCGAGCUCUUUCACUCUAGCUCAGCCAUCAGGGUACUCCGGAGUUUUGAAUUCUCUGAGCACCCCCAAGUCUGGGUCUCCCCACUUCUGGAGGUUGGGAUGGCAGAGACUGUGAGCUGUGAGGUGGCUAGAGUGUUCCCAGCCAAAGAGGUCACAUUCCGCCUGUUCCUGGGAGACCAGGAGCUGAGCCCCUUCUUCUCCUGGGAAGAAGACACAGCAUGGGCCAAUGCCACUGUUCGGGCCAUGGAAGCCGGUGAUCAGGAGCUGUCCUGCCUUAUAUCUCUGGGUCCAAUGGAACAGAAAACAAGAGAGCCGGUACAUGUGUAUAGCUUCCCUCCACCAAUCCUGGAGAUAGAAGAAUUAUACCCAUUGGCAGGGACAGACGUUAAUGUGACCUGCACAGGGCAUGUGUUAACAUCACCCAGUCCUACUCUUCGGCUUCAGGGAGCCCCAGACCUCCCUGCCCCUGGGGAGCCUGCCUGGCUUUUACUUACCACCAGGGAGGAAGAUGAUGGCCGAAAUUUCUCCUGUGAGGCCUCUUUGGAGGUUCAGGGUCAGCGGUUGAUUAAAACCACUACGAUCCAGCUCCAUGUCUUAUAUAAGCCACGGUUGGAGGAAUCUGGUUGCCCUGGCAACCAGAAAUGGGUGGAAGGGAUGGAACAGAUGCUUGCCUGCGUCCCAAAGGGAAACCCAACUCCUUCGUUGGUGUGUACCUGGAAUGGAAUGAUCUUUGACCUUGAAGUGCCACAGAAGGCAACCCAGAACCACACUGGAACCUACUGCUGCAUGGCCACUAACCGGCUGGGCUCUGUCAGCAAAGACAUUGCUGUCGUUGUUCAAGGACUGGAUGAAGGAAACAGCUCCACCAUCUUCAUCAUCAUUACUGUUGCCCUUGGUGUGGGUGUAAUCAUCAUAGCGCUGUAUUUGAACUAUCGGCCCUGCAAGAUAGAGAGGAGGAAAUUCUCCUAUAGGCAGAAAGAGAAGAACAAAGAGGAAGAAAGCCAGUUUGCUGUUCAACAAGCAGAAAAAUGUAAUGCACAUAAUUGUUAAGUAGAAACAGCUAUUUGGUUGAAGCGACCUCUGCUACUGUAAUUUCCUAAGGGAGGGAAUGGGGUAGAGGAGAAAAGAAGAGACAUUAUCCUUUGCCCUGUGCAGUCGCAUAAAACAAGUGUUUCAGGCCCCCAUGUCCCUUCAUGUCCCUUGCAUCCAGUCCAUCCACAAGUUGUACUCCCCCAAGUUCACUCUAGUCACUAGGAAUUUCAGAACUAGUGAGAAGGCCUCUUGCUCCUUGCUGUAGGCUUAAUCAGUCCACUCUUAGAUUCGCAAAAGAAAAUCCCACCCUUGCCUCAUCAUCCCUGUUACCACUGCCCUUUGCUCCCAAACAUCAGACCGAAGCAAUAGAAAUAUCUCAGAAAUGCAACUCAUUUCUCAUGGUUUCCACAUGACUAAGUGGGAACCAGUUUCUUUGUCCAGAGACAGGACUUUGAAGGGAGUGAGUAUCAAACAAAGGGAUAGGAAUAGGAACCCUAUUCCUGUCUACAUGUUCCCCUGCUCCCCUAACCCGGGAGUCUGGAAUACAGGCUCCCAGACCCAGCAUGACGACAAUGUUAAGAGUCAGUGGCUGGCCAUACUUCACCUCACUAACCAUCAGUUGUGUGCCUUGGAGGAGGAUAAUAAGAAAUUCCACACUGAGUUAGAAAAGCAGCUUACCUAGCCCAGUGUUCUGCCUCUGGCGUGGAAGUUCGUGUUCUUCCGUGAAAUUGGCUUUGUAGGUUAAGGGAUCCAAACAUCUCUGAACUCUUUUUCAUAAUCCAUUAUAGAGUAAUCAUCUGUGAGUUCACAUUUGACAUAUUAAUUUUUUUUUUUUUACCUGUGCAGGUCUUAGGGUAGAGUUCCAAUGUUCAUUCUCCCAUUUCAUAAAGAAAUAUGUAUUCUCAUAUGUCUGCAAACUAUUUUUUUUAAGCUUCGGGAGGAUCCCUCCUGUGACAAUAUUUCCCACAUCGUAUGAUUGAGCUUCCUUCUCUGUUCUUUGGAAAGAGAAGACAUAAGGAGUCAUAAAACCAGAACUUUUCUCCCAAAUUGGACACAUAUGGGUCACUAAAAUGUUGGAUAUGGUGAAAAUAAAAGCGAUUUUACAAUUUCUCAAAGUA
Pteropus alecto (black flying fox) is the source of this 2878-nucleotide messenger RNA. Its product is annotated as intercellular adhesion molecule 5. The transcript is spliced from 8 exons. The record is from RefSeq and is a predicted model, not a curated record. Lineage: Eukaryota; Metazoa; Chordata; Mammalia; Chiroptera; Pteropodidae. Gene Ontology annotation, biological process: cell-cell adhesion. The coding region runs from base 135 to 1778 and encodes 547 amino acids. Gene Ontology annotation, molecular function: integrin binding. Gene Ontology annotation, cellular component: membrane.